GAGGGCGGCGCAGGGCAGGCGGCCGCGCGGGAGCCCCGGUGCGCGGCGGCUGCUAAGCGGGCUUCGGGAUCGCCCGGAGGCGGCCGGGGCUGAGCGUCGCCCACGCGCAAACGGCAGCAGGAGCCCGGCGCGGCCGGGGGGCGGCCAUGGAGUCGCUGGCGGCCGCCAGUCAGCUGGGGCCUGGCCGAGACUCUGGCUCCUCCUCCUCGCCGUCGCCCCACUCCAAGCAAGAGCUGCAGCCCUACUCGGGGGCCAGCGCGCUGAAGCCCAACCAGGUGGGCGAGACCGCGCUGUACGGGGUGCCCAUCGUGUCGCUGGUGAUCGACGGCCAGGAGCGCCUGUGCCUGGCGCAGAUCUCCAACACGCUGCUCAAGAACUACAGCUACAAUGAGAUCCACAACCGGCGCGUGGCGCUGGGCAUCACGUGCGUGCAGUGCACCCCGGUGCAGCUCGAGAUCCUCCGGCGGGCGGGCGCCAUGCCCAUCUCCUCGCGCCGCUGCGGCAUGAUCACCAAGCGCGAGGCCGAGCGGCUGUGCAAGUCCUUCCUGGGCGAGCACAAGCCGCCCAAGCUGCCGGAGAACUUCGCCUUCGACGUGGUGCACGAGUGCGCGUGGGGCUCCCGCGGCAGCUUCAUCCCCGCGCGCUACAACAGCUCGCGGGCCAAGUGCAUCAAGUGCGCCUACUGCAGCAUGUACUUCUCGCCCAACAAGUUCAUCUUCCACUCGCACCGCAUCCCCGAGGCCAAGUACACGCAGCCCGACGCGGCCAACUUCAACUCCUGGCGCCGCCACCUCAAGCUCAGCGACAAGGGCGCCAGCGACGACCUCAGCCACGCCUGGGAGGACGUCAAGGCCAUGUUCAACGGCGGCACCCGCAAGCGGACCUUCUCCCUGCACGGCGCCUCCCACGGGGGCGCCUCGGCCGCCGCCAAGGGCGCCCCCCACCCGCCGCCCGCCAGCGCCGCUGAGCUCGCCCCCGUCCACAAGAGCCUGCGCUGCGCCGGAGCCGACGACCCGCCGGGCGAGCGCACCGCCCUGGGCUUGCCCGCCGCGGCCCACGGGCCCGCCGCCGCCGCCGUCGUGCGCAGCUACCCGGUCAUCCCGGUGCCCAGCAAAGGCUUCGGCAUGCUGCAGAAGCUGCCGCCGCCCCUCUUCCCGCCGCCCUACGGCUUCCCGGCCGCUGCCUUCGGCCUGUGCCCCAAGAAGCCGGACGAGGGCUUGGGCGGCGCCGGCGAGGCGGGCAAGGGCGCGGGCGGGCUGCCGCCGGGCAUGUUCUGGGGGCCGCCGCACCCCCACCCGCACCCUCCGCAGCAGCAGCAGCAGCAGCAGCCCGGCGCCGGGGCCAAGGAGGGCGGCGUGUACCCGCCCUUCCCCAUGUUCUGGCCGGCCUCCGGGAGCCUGCCGGUGCCCCCCUACCCGGCGCAGAGCCAAGCCAAAGCCGCCGCCACCGCCGUGGUGGUGGCCGCCGCCGCUGCCGCAGCCGCCGCCGUGGAGCCGCUGGUGCUGCGCGGGCCCGGCCCGGCCCACGGGGAGCUGGAGGGCUCCGAGCCGUCGGGCAGCGAGCGCGGCAGCGCCACCCCCCAGGAGGGCUCGGGCGCCGGCGGCCCCGAGGGCGAGCGCUGCGCCAGUGCCCUCUCGCGGGCCCUGGGCGACGAGGAGCGCUCGGGCGACGAGGCCCUGCUGCCGGCCCUGCCGCUGCCCCGCAAGGGGAGCUACCUGUCGGCCUUCCGGCCCGUGGUGAAGGACGCCGAGAGCAUCGCCAAGCUCUACGGCACCCGCGAGGCCUUCGCCGCCGCCGCCGCCGCCGCGCCCCGCGCCUGCCCCCCGGGCUACCUCUCGCCCGACUUCCUCAGCGAGGGCAGCUCCAGCUACCGCUCCCUCUCCCCGGGCAACGACACGGUCGACGAGCCCGAGGUCGACGUGGAAUCCAACCGCUUCCCGGACGACGAGGACGACGAGGAAGAGGACGACGACGAGGAGGAGGAGGCGCCGCAGGAGGAAGCCCCGGAGGCCUCCCAGCCGCCGCUCUUGGCCGCCCCGGAGGACCCCCUGGCGGCGCCCAGCAGCGUCCCUCCCGCGGCGGCGGAGAAAGGCCUGGAGCCCGACAGCGCGGCUGCUUACGAGGUGUACCCCCAAGAAAGAGACGACCACCCCCAAGCUCUCAAAACCAACGCCCCUUUGGGCCCCCAGACAACGGCUUACCUCUGCACCCCAGAGAGGAACGAACCAGAUAAGGAAGACAAUCAGCCCGCAGCAGCCGAGGAUUUGGAGAGCACGAAAUCCUAUCAAGACCAAAGGACCGCCUCGCAGCCCAGCCCGGCCCACCCCGACCGAGGUGAGGAGGUGGUCGGGAUCGACGUCACCGGAACUCAGCUGGUGGAAAAAGACAUUGGGAAUCUGGCAAGAGAUGAGUUGCAAAAACUCCUCUUGGAGCAAAUGGAACUCAGGAAGAAAUUGGAAAGGGAUUUCCAAAGUCUCAAAGAUAACUUCCAAGACCAGAUGAAGAGGGAGCUGGCUUACCGAGAGGAAAUGGUUCAGCAGCUGCAGAUCGUGCGGGAUACCCUUUGCAAUGAACUGGACCAGGAAAGGAAAGCUCGCUACGCCAUUCAACAGAAGCUCAAAGAGGCCCACGACGCGCUGCACCACUUCUCCUGCAAGAUGCUGACCCCUCGCCACUGCUCCGGCAACUGCCCCUUCAAGCCUCCGCUGCUGCCCCAGUGAGGAAGGCCCGUCGCCCCCCCACCAGCGCCCGGGCCGC
Molecule: messenger RNA, 2757 nt
Organism: Sphaerodactylus townsendi
Lineage: Eukaryota; Metazoa; Chordata; Lepidosauria; Squamata; Sphaerodactylidae
Gene: SKOR1
Product: SKI family transcriptional corepressor 1
Exons: 9
Coding region: 147-2720 (857 amino acids)
Biological process (GO): negative regulation of transcription by RNA polymerase II; negative regulation of BMP signaling pathway
Cellular component (GO): nucleus; transcription regulator complex
Molecular function (GO): RNA polymerase II cis-regulatory region sequence-specific DNA binding; SMAD binding; DNA-binding transcription factor activity, RNA polymerase II-specific
Source: RefSeq, a predicted model, not a curated record